This is a messenger RNA of Volvox carteri f. nagariensis, 561 nucleotides long. RefSeq lists its product as uncharacterized. The record is from RefSeq and is a predicted model, not a curated record. The transcript has 5 exons. Lineage: Eukaryota; Viridiplantae; Chlorophyta; Chlorophyceae; Chlamydomonadales; Volvocaceae. The annotation marks the transcript as partial.
UGCGGCGGCCGCCUGUCCGUGUCCAAGCCCACGGGCGACAAGGAAUGGCGCCACGUGUGCGGCAGCUGCGGCUACGUGGACUACCUGAACCCCAAGAUGGUGGUGGGCUGUGUAGUGGAACACCAGGGGAAGCUGCUGCUGUGCAGACGCGCCAUCGAGCCGUGUCGGGGUUUGUGGACCCUCCCCGCGGGGUUCAUGGAGCUCAACGAGUCCACCGUGGGGGGGGCGGUCAGGGAGACGUGGGAGGAGGCGCAUGCGGCUGUUAUCGCCCCCUACGCGCACUGGGACAUCCCGAACAUAGGACAAGCGUACAUCCUUUUCAGGGCCCAACUCGCGCCGCCGUACACCUAUUCCUCGGGACCUGAAUCUCUGGAGGUGGCGUUAUUCGCCCCGGACGACAUCCCCUUUGACCAGAUUGCCUUCAGCUCUGUAGCCGUUACGUUGCGGUUGUACUGCGAAGAUCUGCGGACGGGGGCCUUCCGCGUGCAUCAUGGUGUCAUUGACAAGAGGCCGGGUUCGUUACCCAACGACCCGGGGACGUUCCAGCUCCGAGACCAUGUG